Messenger RNA from Tricharina praecox, 982 nucleotides. RefSeq lists its product as uncharacterized. The transcript is spliced from 3 exons. NCBI's taxonomy places the organism in Eukaryota, Fungi, Ascomycota, Pezizomycetes, Pezizales, Pyronemataceae. The record is from RefSeq and is a predicted model, not a curated record. Gene Ontology annotation, molecular function: pre-mRNA 3'-splice site binding; metal ion binding. Gene Ontology annotation, biological process: mRNA splicing, via spliceosome. Gene Ontology annotation, cellular component: spliceosomal complex; U2AF complex. Bases 202 to 840 code for a protein of 212 amino acids.
GCGUGUGUGCCGGGUAAAUUUCCAGAAGUCGCGAGAAGCGAGAAGCGACGCCGCGACUCCCAGCACCACCAGCACUGUUGUUCGGACAGACGACACCACAAUCAUCCGCCACCUUACUUCAACCUCACGUUUCGCCUUAACUUUUACUCCUGACCCAACCCAGCGAUCCACGAACGAGCGGUAUCCUAAUCUCCUCCCACGAUGGCCAACUACCUCGCCUCCAUCUUCGGCACAGAGCAAGACAAAGUCAACUGCUCGUUCUACUACAAGAUCGGUGCGUGCCGGCACGGCGACCGGUGCAGCCGGAAACACGUGAAGCCGUCGUACUCGCAGACGAUACUACUGCCGAACCUGUACCAGAACCCAGCGUUCGACCCAAAGAACAAGAUGAACCCGUCGCAGCUGCAGAACCACUUUGACGCGUUCUAUGAGGACUUCUUCUGCGAGAUGUGCAAGUACGGCGAGGUCGAGGAGGUCGUCGUCUGUGAUAACAAUAACGACCAUCUCAUCGGCAAUGUGUACGCGCGUUUCAAAUACGAGGAGGAUGCGCAGUCGGCGUGCGAUGCGCUGAAUGCGCGAUGGUACGCGGCGCGCCCGAUUUACUGCGAGCUCAGUCCCGUCACGGAUUUCCGCGAGGCGUGUUGUCGCCUGAACUCGGGCGAGGGCUGUGUGCGAGGCGGGUUCUGCAAUUUCAUCCAUCGCAAGGAGCCGAGUAAGGACCUUGAGCGCGAGCUCGAGCUCAGUAUGAAGAAGUGGCUCAAGAUGCGCGGAAGGGAUAAGAGGAGCGUCACGCGCUCGCCGAGUCCGGGAGGGACUAAGAGGAGAAGGGGUGAGGAAUAGGCAGUGCGAUGGGAUGGGCGAGAGGGGGCUGUAGGAUACCGGGAUAAUGUGAUUGCAAUGAUGGGGGUGGUUCCUUCAUGGUUAUGACUUCUUGGCCUAUUCGCUGUGAAUAGUAUGUAUUGAGACAACACAACUACCGAGU